GGUAGAGUUUCAAGCAUUCAGGAAAAGUUUGGUGGCCAUCGUGAUGGAGCCGUCUCCGCGCGGAGAAGCCGUCCUUACAGAGACACCAGCAGACCAAGUGGGACCUGAGUGGACCCCUGCGCUCGGCGCUGCGUCACCCACGCUCAUGUACGACCGCACUUCGGUGGAGAAGACGUGGAAGACUCGAAUCAUGAGGCGAAACUUCAUCAUCGGGGCGUUUAUCUUGGUCGUUGUCGCUGCCGUGUCGUCCGUGAUCACGUUCACCUUGGUUGCGCCACGACCUUCCCUACCCGUCGGCUGCGACGCGUCCAUGUUGCUCGGCACGGACGUCCAAGUUCCCGUCGCUGCGUUGAAGUAUAUGUGCACGGACAACCAGUGCGUCCAGCUCAACCUGACCAAAGACGAAAGAACCAAGGCCUCGACGACAACGGGGCCCGGCAUUAUCAGCCUGCGCGUGUGCGAAAUGACGUGCGGCAACGGAUCCAUGCUUCCGAUGCCGCAGUCGGUCGCGUUUUCGAACCCGACGACCGUUCCUGUCGACAUCGAAUCCUUCUCGCAUUCGAUUACUGGAAAUAUCGAGAACAACGACCUAGUCAAGGCCAUGCAGGCUGCGUUUGCCAGCGCGUUGGCCAUGAGGUCGCAUUUAGCACUGGGCGGGACGUCCACAUCGGGGAAGAGCGUCAAAAUCGUGGCAACGAUCCAAUCGCCCAUCACGAAAUUGACUCUGGACACAGACGAAGCGUACGAGAUGUCCAUCGCCGACACGACCGUGACGAUUCGAGCCGCCACAGUGUAUGGUUACCGCCACGCGCUGGCGAGUCUGCUGCAGCUCGUAGACUGGUGCGACCUCACGCGCACGUUUCGGAUGGUGGCGGCGGUAUCUAUCAAGGACAAACCAGCGUACAAACACCGCGGGAUCAUGGUCGACGUCGCGCGCAACUUCAUCCCGAUGCCGAUCAUCGAGCGCCUUGUGCGAACGAUGGGGAUGCACAAACUGAAUGUGCUGCACUUGCACUUUACUGACUCGUCGUCGUUCCCACUGGAAAUCAGAGGCGAGCCCCGGUUCAACCAGUACGGGUUGUAUCAGAGCAACAUGGUGUACACGCAGGCCCGUGUGAAGGACCUCGUGACUUUUGCCAAGGCCCACGGUGUCAAGGUCAUUCCAGAGAUCGACGCGCCGGCGCACGCAGGAGCAGGGUGGCAGUGGGGGCCUGAGUUCGGGCUUGGUGAGCUCACAUUGUGCUGGGCGAACACUCCGUGGAUGGCGCAUUGCCUGGAGGCGCCGUGCGGUCAGCUCAACCCGCUCAACGACAACGUGUUCGACCUCCUGGACGUCGUGUGGAAGGAGAUCGGGGCCAUGUUCGACUCGGACGUGUUUCACUUGGGAGGCGAUGAAGUAUUCUUCGAUUGCUGGAUCGACUCGCCCGUGGUGGCGGAAAAAGUCCUCAACAAAACCAAUCACGCCGAAUACGUUGCGAUUUGGGCCGGCUUCCAAGAACGCGUGCAAAACAAACUGUGGGCGCGCGACCCGUCCAAGAAAAUCACGCUCUGGUCCAGCGACUUGACGUCGGCCCCCUACUUUUCGCAGCUCCCGACCGACAAGGUCACUGUGCAGACGUGGAACAUGCUCUGGAUGAACGAGCCGCGCCUGUUUACGGACGCCGGGUAUCACUAUAUUGCAUCGUUCCAGGAAGCGCAUUACCUCGAUUGCGGCCUGAAUGGGGUCGCUCGCAAAGACAACGGGUGGUGCGCCCCGUACAAAACGUGGCAAACCAUCUACGACCAGCCAUUCAACCCGAACGUGACGGCUGAAAACAACCAUCUUGUGUUGGGUGGCGAGCUCGUGCUGUGGACCGAAGUCACAGGCGCGUCCGCGCUGGAGGAUAAGAUUUGGCCGCGUGCGUCGGCGUUUGCCGAGCGGGCAUGGACGAACCCGAGCUUAAACUGGUCCAACGCCAUGGAUCGCAUGACGAUCGCCGCGCAUCGCGUCGUCGAAAGCGGUUCGGCUGCAGACAUGCUCCAGCCGCUCUGGUGUCGACAGCAUCCUGGCGAGUGCACACUACUGCUGAAGUAGUGGUGCCAAAGCAGUGACCUAUAUAUGACGUACGUUAGGUACAUAACCACUCUCGGGUAGUACAAAUUGUAGCCGCAGA
This is a messenger RNA of Aphanomyces invadans, 2153 nucleotides long. RefSeq lists its product as hypothetical. Bases 44 to 2074 code for a protein of 676 amino acids. NCBI's taxonomy places the organism in Eukaryota, Oomycota, Saprolegniomycetes, Saprolegniales, Verrucalvaceae. Gene Ontology annotation, molecular function: beta-N-acetylhexosaminidase activity. The transcript is spliced from 2 exons. The record is from RefSeq and is a predicted model, not a curated record. Gene Ontology annotation, biological process: glycosaminoglycan metabolic process; ganglioside catabolic process; carbohydrate metabolic process. Gene Ontology annotation, cellular component: membrane.